AUUUUAUAAUUGAUUUGCAUCAAGUGAACACAGAAGUAGAAACGAUGGCGGCUACUGCAACUCUUUACGGUGGUGAUGUGUCUGAUUAUAGCGAUAAAGCUGACUGGUUCAAAUAUAAGGAAAAAUUUGACAAAAAAUACAACUCUGAUGAGGAAAGUAAGAGAAAAAAAAUAUUUGAAGAAAAUUUAUUAAAAAUACAAGACCAUAAUAACAAAUACCAGACGGGUGCAGUAACGUACAAUAUGGAUAUCAAUGAGUUUACUGAUUAUACAGACGAUGAGCUCUCACAGAUAUAUUAUACAGGCGAGGAUACAAAAGAGGAACAUUUAUUUAGUGAAGAUUUAGAAGAUGUAUGUUCAGGAGGGUGCAUACAUUCUAGAUCCAGCCGCAGCCGUCCUGAUAUCUCUACUGAUCGGGAAUCUAUCAAUUGGAGAGAAAAAAACGCAGUAACAAGUGUUAAGAGUCAGAAGAAAUAUAAAACCUGCUGGGCAUUUGUUACGGCUGGUAUUCUUGAAGGACUAGUGGCUAUAAAACAUAAGAAAUUGCAAUCUUUAAGUACACAACAACUUAUCGAUUGUACUGCAGGAUAUGAAGAAUUAAAAGGAGGUUAUGUAAUAGAAGGUUUGCGAUAUGCUGAGGAACAUGGAUUGUUAACUGAUAAUGACUAUCCAUAUAAGGGGCCUAAAUCACGCUGUAAAUCAGAUGCCAAAACAAACAAAAAAAGGGUAUUUCCGGUAGAUUACCACAUAGCACGUAAUAUUUCUGUUGAGAAAUUAAAAUCGUUGGUGCGAGAAAUAGGACCGGUGGGAGUACUACUACAAGUUAGUAAAACCGCAGAAUUGUUCCGUUAUGCGGGAGGCCUUUUUGCUGGAAGCAUCACUGAAUUAUUUUAUCAUGCAGUUUUGUUGGUUGGUUACGAUACAGAUAGCACAGGAACAAACUACUGGAUUAUAAAGAAUUCCUGGGGCACCCGAUGGGGAGAAAAUGGUUAUCUAAGAAUACAAAUGGACAAUAAAUACGGGAUAACCAGAAAUGUAUAUUAUGCUACCGCGGUGGAAAUCUUGCCCGAGGAGUAAAACAUGUUACAAAUUAUUUUUAAAUUUUUGAUUUGUUUAUAGCGUACUCAAAUAGUAGUAUUUAAAUUCCUUUAUAUUCUACAUAUUCAUAUCGUUUAAUUAUACAAUAUUUAUUAUACUAUUACAUAUUAUUAUACUCUUAUAAUUAAAUACUAAAUAAAUGGUGUAGGUAA
Messenger RNA from Sitophilus oryzae (rice weevil), 1249 nucleotides. RefSeq names its product mexicain-like. Gene Ontology annotation, molecular function: cysteine-type endopeptidase activity. The transcript has 4 exons. Gene Ontology annotation, cellular component: lysosome. The coding region runs from base 45 to 1076 and encodes 343 amino acids. Lineage: Eukaryota; Metazoa; Arthropoda; Insecta; Coleoptera; Curculionidae. The record is from RefSeq and is a predicted model, not a curated record.